CAUACGUAAUCCCGAACACCCCAAUAUUCAAAAGAAAAAGAAUGGCAGAGUUCCUAACAACUCCCAUGGAAGCUUUCUCCUCUAAAACCCACGAAAACGUGCAAUCACAACCCUUUAAUGGAGUUCUUCAUAUUCAGAAUCAAUCUAUCGUAUAUAAUUUAUGCCUCUUUCGUCUUCGCAAUAUUAGUUUAAAAUCGGAGAUCGUGCAAAUGGCCGGCAUAUGUUUCCUAAACAAUUAAGUUCCAUCACUAUCAAUGCCAGAUCUAUCCAGGGUUUUGCUCCAUGACUUCACCUAAAUCACUACACGAACACGUAGAAGAAGAAGAAGAAGGUGAAGAAAUAUAUUUAUGUUCCUUAUUCAACAUGCGACAACAUCGCCGGGAAUAUCUCGGAACGCGGUUUCGCACCUCCUUCUUCAGUGACUGGUGUGUUUUUCUUCUUUCGUCACCAACAAUUACGAGUUUCUUCUUUUUUCAGAUCUUUUUUUAUACAAAAAACCUGAGAGAUCUCUACAGCUCAUUGAAAAUCUCUCUUUGCCUUCGUCAAAUUUAAUUUAUAGUUUCAGUAUAAGACUCUGUCGUACGUCAUCAAUAUGCAAGUUGAUUGUGUUGUUAUCAUUGAAAUCUGUAGUUAACCUCUUUCAGUUUCAAAAUCGUUAACACAUAUUUGAUAUUUGUAACUACAUAUCAAUCAUAUACAGAGUAUUGGAAUAUAAAUCAUUUGGAAAAUUAAGAACAAAAUCGAUCAAAUGUUGCAAUGAGAAAUUCAUUUGGUAAGUAAUCUGAGUUUUAUCGGUUUUUAUCUAACAAUUAGCCAAAUGUAGGAAGAUUUUGAUCAUUGCUUCAGUAAUUUAAGAUGACAAUAAGUGUAAUCUAGUAGCUACACAUUUAUCUUGAUAUCUCUUCUGUGUCUUGAAAUGAAGAAUGAAGUUUUUUAGAUAAACAAUUGACGAUUAUCCCCUUCUCAAUUCUCAAUGAUGCCCCUUCUGACACGUAUCCCUGUCAGCAUGUUGAUUAAUCUGAUUCAAACCCUAUGAAAGGUCACGUUAGCUGUAUUAGCACCUAAACAAACACAUUCUAAUGAUUGUUUAUGACAUAAUCAAAUUCUUCUAUUAUAUUAUGAACAUAAUAUGGUGAUUAAACAAACUAAACCAAUCAACUGACACAUAAUCCAUCCAUAAAUAGCUUCUCUUGACACUUGUGACAUGACAGAUAACUCCAAACAUUUAUUCUUUCAUUUCUAUUUCUAUUUUCAACUAUACAAAAAAAAAAAAAAAUGGAAUCUGUGUCUACUCUUUUGGAAGGAGAAAGGAACUACUUUAGUGGAACAUAUGUUAGUGAAGAAGCUGAUUUCAUGGCACAAUUACUAGACAAUGCAAACACCAAUAGUCUUCUUUUUCCCACUUCAAGUGGGGAAAGCUACCUCUCAAUCUCCUCUUCAGGGGGCAACAACAAAAGGGGUAUUUCCAUCAUUCCUUUUUUCUCAAAAAUGGAAGGAGAGGAAGCAACAGAGUUUGAUAACAUGACACCAAGCUCUAGGAAACGCUCUUAUAGCUUCGAUGAUGUUCAAAUGGGUUGGAAGAAGACAAAGUUUACAAACAUGAAUGACUCAGAUGAUGACUCAAAUAGAUUGCAAGAUUUAAGUCCAAGACCACAAGGGGUUCCAAUGGCAAAUUCAAGUGGCAAGAAAAGAGCAAGUAACGGCUCAGCAACUGAUAGUCAAAGUGUCUACGCGAAGAAAAGAAGAGAGAGGAUCAAUGAAAGGUUGAGAAUAUUACAAAGUCUUGUCCCUAAUGGUACAAAGGUUGACAUAAGCACGAUGCUUGAAGAAGCUGUUCAAUAUGUUAAAUUUUUACAACUCCAAAUCAAGCUUUUGAGCUCUGAUGAUCUAUGGAUGUAUGCUCCUCUUGCGUACAAUGGUAUGGACAUUGGACUUGAUAUAACUCUUCCUUCAUCAAGAUAAUACAUGAUUCCAUGAUUCUAUAUUGUUUUUUUUUAUUCAAGUUUUUGAGUCCAUAAAAAGAUGUGCUUCUAUGUUCAACCUUCAUGGGUUUUUUUUUUUCAUGAACAUGGUGUCUUAAAUGUUUAUGGACAUGAGCUUUUUCUUGAGUUCCUCGUAGUUUUUGUAUGAAAAAAUGUUUGCUAAUUUGUUGCAAACAGAGUGUUGAGCAUUUCUUGAUAAAUGAAAAUUGUCAAUUUGUUCUUCU
Messenger RNA from Lactuca saligna, 2206 nucleotides. Lineage: Eukaryota; Viridiplantae; Streptophyta; Magnoliopsida; Asterales; Asteraceae. The record is from the annotation of a GenBank genome assembly.